ACAGGCGGUUGACCCAUCUGCCCACCGGAGCCUCCGGGCUUCGACAUGCUGGAGGAGCCCCUGCUACGGCCACCGCCCUCGGGCCUCGCCGGUCUCCUGUUCUUGGCCUUGUGCAGUCGGGCUUUAAGCAAUGAAAUUUUGGGCCUGAAGCUGCCCGGUGAGCCGCCACUGACAGCCAACACAGUGUGCUUGACACUGUCAGGCUUGAGUAAGCGUCAGCUAGGCCUGUGCCUGCGCAGCCCCGACGUGACAGCGUCCGCACUUCAGGGUCUGCACAUUGCUGUCCACGAGUGUCAGCACCAGCUGCGCGACCAGCGCUGGAACUGCUCAGCGCUCGAGGGCGGUGGCCGCCUGCCGCACCACAGCGCCAUCCUCAAACGCGGUUUCCGGGAAAGUGCUUUCUCCUUCUCCAUGCUGGCAGCUGGGGUCAUGCACGCAGUCGCCACAGCCUGCAGCCUGGGGAAGCUGGUGAGCUGUGGCUGUGGCUGGAAGGGCAGUGGUGAGCAGGACCGGCUGAGGGCCAAGCUGCUGCAGCUGCAAGCACUAUCUAGGGGCAAGAGUUUCCCCCACUCCCUGCCUAGCCCUGUGCCUGGUUCAGGCCCCAACCCUGGCCCUCAGGACACAUGGGAAUGGGGUGGCUGUAACCAUGACAUGGACUUUGGAGAGAAGUUCUCUCGGGAUUUCUUGGAUUCCAGGGAAGCUCCUCGAGACAUCCAGGCACGAAUGAGGAUCCACAACAACAGGGUGGGACGCCAGGUGGUAACUGAAAACCUGAAGCGAAAAUGCAAGUGUCAUGGGACAUCAGGCAGCUGCCAGUUCAAGACAUGCUGGAGAGCAGCCCCAGAGUUCCGGGCCGUGGGAGCAGCUUUGAAAGAGCGGCUGGGCAGAGCCAUCUUCAUCGAUACUCACAACCGGAAUUCUGGAGCCUUUCAACCUCGUCUGCGCCCCCGGCGCCUCUCAGGAGAGUUGGUCUACUUUGAGAAGUCUCCUGACUUCUGUGAGCGAGACCCCACCGUGGGCUCCCCUGGCACAAGAGGCCGGGCCUGCAAUAAGACCAGUCGCCUGUUGGAUGGCUGUGGCAGCCUGUGCUGUGGGCGAGGGCACAAUGUGCUUCGGCAGACACGUGUGGAACGCUGCCACUGUCGCUUCCACUGGUGCUGUUAUGUGCUGUGUGAUGAAUGCAAGGUCACAGAAUGGGUCAACGUGUGUAAGUGAGGGUCACCCUCUUCUUGGGGCUAGAGAAGGGGGCUGUAUGAGAAGGGCAUCUUUUCAGCCCUUUGCUUUUGGUCCAGGGCCAAUCUCGAUCCCUGGAAUCUCAAAAGUAUCUAUCCAGAAACAGCUUGGAUGUGUAUGGGGGAACAGGUGAAGUCUGUGCUAUGUAGCCAUCUCCCAACAAUUGGAAGGUCUUCCAGUGAUGGAAGCCAUUACUACCAUCUGCUCUUCACACAUCUAAAUGGUUAGAGAUGAAAUGCACUGUAUUGCUUUCCCCCUUCUCAGCCUCCACGGUCUCUUUAACUCUGAUUCAUACUCCUUCUGGCUGGGGAGGCCCUAUACUAUGGCCACUCUCCUUUCCUCAAAGGAUAAAUCCAGACCCUCUGGGACACUAUUGUCCUAUAUCUAAAAAGAGACCACUCCCUCCUACUUGUGGUUUCCAAACUCAGAUCUACCACAAUUUGGAUGCCCUCAUAUGGACUGGGAAUCAGGAAUGGUAGAGAUGUUUUUCUUGGAGAAAGGAUGGGGGAAGGAUGGUGUUUCUCCCCUGAAUCUUCAGAGAGUCUUUGAUCCAGGACCUUAGGGAAGAUGUCUUUUUCCAUUCAUGUUAAAAAAAAAAAAAAAGGUCUCUCUAAAGAAAGGGUUUUACCUGGGACUCUUGGAGUCUCUUUCUCUCUCUUUUUUUUCCUUCUUCAGUAAGAGGGGUGGGAAUGGA
This is a messenger RNA of Dipodomys ordii (Ord's kangaroo rat), 1927 nucleotides long. It is a transcript of the gene Wnt10b, whose product is annotated as wingless-type MMTV integration site family, member 10B. Gene Ontology annotation, molecular function: frizzled binding; cytokine activity. Bases 46 to 1215 code for a protein of 389 amino acids. Gene Ontology annotation, biological process: canonical Wnt signaling pathway; cell fate commitment; neuron differentiation. NCBI's taxonomy places the organism in Eukaryota, Metazoa, Chordata, Mammalia, Rodentia, Heteromyidae. The transcript has 4 exons. The record is from RefSeq and is a predicted model, not a curated record. Gene Ontology annotation, cellular component: extracellular region.